Messenger RNA from Parnassius apollo (apollo), 2223 nucleotides. NCBI's taxonomy places the organism in Eukaryota, Metazoa, Arthropoda, Insecta, Lepidoptera, Papilionidae. The record is from the annotation of a GenBank genome assembly.
AUGGGGGGCGCACGCGAUUACUCCCGGCUGUGGGUGCCUUUCACGACCGACGAAGUGAAGGCGUCCAAGUUCGACUGGCAAACGGCACCUGGUCCGGACGGUAUCCGCCCGGAUGAGUGGCGCCUAGUUCCUGCGGCCCGAAAAGCGGAAAUAUUCAACUCUUGGUUGACCACUGGCGUAAUACCAGAGCCCCUGCGGCAAUGCCGGACGAUCUUCGUGCCGAAGACGGACGUUCCUGCUGGACCGGGCGACUAUCGACCGAUUUCGAUAGUCGCCCGGAUUUCGAUACCGCUUAGGCACAUGCACUCGGUCCUGGCGAGGAGACUUCUGGAUUGCUGCCCCCCCGAUGCACGACAGCGUGGAUUCGUCCGCGCCGACGGCACGUUGGAGAAUUCCGCCGUGCUGGACGCGGUGCUAGGGGAUAGCAGGAAAAGGCUAAGAGAGUGUCAUGUGGCGGUCCUCGAUUUCGCGAAGGCGUUCGACACAGUGUCUCAUAGAGCGCUGGUCGGGCUACUCCAGGCUCGGGGGCUGCCCUUGGCAUUCUGUGAUUACAUCUCUCGGCUGUACGACUCGGCGACCACCACGUUGGAUGUCGGCGUACAGUCGAGCGCACCUGUUAAACUGGGCCGAGGUGUACGUCAGGGAGAUCCGUUGUCGCCCAUCCUGUUCAACAUGGCGAUGGACGUAAUUCUUGCCGCUCUACCGAAAGAGGUAGGCUAUAGGCUGGAAAUGGAGCGAGUCUCGGCUCUGGCCUAUGCCGAUGACCUAGUCCUGCUUGCAGGCUCAAAGGUAGGGAUGCAGGAAUCCAUUGACCGUGUGUUCGAGGUUGCGUCGUCGAUGGGUCUCUUGGUUAACAACAACAAGAGCUCCGUCUUGUCGAUGGUGCCCGACGGAAAGCGCAAGAAGCACCACUAUCUGACCGGGAAAAAUUUCCGGAUAGGUCGGAAGUGGUUGACUCAAACUUCCUGCGUGGAACGUUGGCGCUAUCUCGGCAUCGACUUCCAGGCGUCUGGAUGCGUGAUGUUAGAGCAUGACAUCAAAGUUGCCUUAACUAACAUCUCUAAGGCACCCCUCAAGCCGCAGCAGCGACUCGAAAUCGUGAGGGGACACCUUAUUCCGAGAUUUUUGCAUGGCCUUGUGUUGGGCAAUAUCUCGGAUGAUAGGUUAAGCAUGCUCGACGUCCAGAUCCGGGGUGCGGUUAGGAAUUGGCUGAGGCUCCCGAAGGAUGUGCCUGUCGGGUACUUCCACGCCGACAUCAAGGACGGCGGCCUAGCGAUCCCAUCGCUUCGGGCGACCGUCCCGGAUCUCAUAUUGAAGAGGUUCGGGCGGCUCGACUCGUCGAGUUGGUCAGUGGCACAGGCCGCCGCCAGAUCCGUAAGGAUCCGAAAGAAGUUGAGCUGGGCCGACAAGCAAAUCCGAAAGUUCACCAGAGAGGAUCCGGUCACGGGCCUUAGGUCCGUCUCACGGUUUUGGCGAGAUAGACUGUGGAGCUCAGUGGACGGGUUCGAGUUACGCGAAUCCGCCCGCACUCCCGCGUCUACGAAGUGGAUUCGGGAGGAGUCUUCACAUGUCUCGGGUCGGGACUUCGUGCAGUUCGUCCACACGCAUAUAAACGCCAUCCCGUCAAGGGUUAGAAUAUCUAGAGGGCGAAGGAUUGGUCGUGAGGCGGAGUUGAACUGCCGCGCCGGGUGCGUGGUUAGGGAGACGACGGCUCACACCAUCCAACAAUGUUGGCGGACGCACGGGGGCCGGAUCUUGCGCCAUGACCGUGUAGUGAGGCUAGUAGCAGAAGCGAUGGCCUCAGACCAAUGGUCGGUGGUGACUGAGCCUCAUGUCAAGACCUCGAAAGGCCUUCGGAAUCCCGACAUAGUAGCCGCUAAAGGAGGCGUCGGAGUGAUCGUGGACGUCCAGGUAGUCUCGGGCCAGCGGCCCCUCGAUGAUGCUCACCGUGAGAAACGUAGUAAAUACGGGACUCACGAGGAGCUAGUUGAGAAGGUUGCUGGUAUACUAGGACUACCCAAUAAGGAUUGCGUCCACGCGACCUCUUGUACGAUCUCCUGGCGAGGUGUUUGGAGUCACUCCUCCUAUAAGGAGUUGAAGAGACUCCUAGGGCUGAAGGAGAGUCUGUUGAGAGCUAUACCAGUGGUGGUAUUGCGCGGCUCGCACAUGAACUGGACACGUUUCAGUCAGAUGACCGGGACUGUGGUGGGAACCCCAGUGUGA